AACUACAAAUCCUCUGCCUCCUAUCUGUGAUUGAACUACAAGUCCCUUGUCUCCUAUCUCUCCGGUCGUCAGGCUGGGUAGUGUGUGCUUUUGAACGUCAGGGCGAGCGGGAGUGUGUCACUCGACUGGAUUCAACAAGCACAGAAGUGUUGUGGUGUUCCCAUGGCGACAGACAUUGUUGCACAGUUGGCUGACUCUCUGGCCAAGACUGGAGUAGAGGAUGGAGAGCUUAGCUACAAAGGCCAGGGAAGAAAGCUGGAUGAUGCCCAAUCAGUGGAGGAGAUAGUGAAGGAUAUCCAGGACUUUGAGGGUUUACAGGCUCUGAGGUUGGAGGGAAACACUGUAGGUGUGGCAGCAGCACAGGCCAUCGCCAAAGCCCUAGAGACAAAGAGCGAGUUCAAGCGCUGUUACUGGAGUGACAUGUUCACAGGCCGCCUGCGCUCCGAGAUCCCUCCUGCUCUGAAUUCACUGGGCGACGCGCUGAUGCUCGCGGGCGCCAAGCUGACUGUUUUAGACCUCAGUGACAACGCCUUUGGACCAGAUGGGGUGAAAGGCAUCGAGAGGUUGCUGAAGAGCAACGCUUGCUACACAUUGCAGGAGCUGCGGCUCAACAACUGUGGCAUGGGCAUCGGAGGUGGGAAAAUAUUGGCUGCUGCAUUGACCGAUUGCCAUAAAAAGUCUAGUGCAGACGGCGCCCCCCUCAGCCUGAAGGUGUUUGUUGCAGGGAGGAACCGACUGGAGAACGAUGGAGCUACUGCCCUCGCACAAGCCUUCCAGUUGAUGGGCAGCCUGGAGGAGGUUCAUAUGCCCCAGAAUGGCAUCAAUCAUCCCGGUGUGACAGCCCUGGCCACGGCAAUGCAGCACAACCCAAACCUCCGCAUCCUCAACCUCAACGACAACACCUUCACUGAGAAGGGGGCUACCGCCAUGGCUCAGGCCCUGAAACACCUACGCAGCAUCCAGGUGAUAAACUUUGGGGACUGCCUGGUGCGGCCAGCUGGAGCCACAGCUAUUGCAAAAACUGUAUCAGAGGGACUACCAAUCCUGAAGGAGCUCAAUCUGUCAUUCGGUGAGAUUACAGAGGAAGCUGCUCUGGCUGUGGCACAAGCGGUGAAGGACAAAGACCAGCUGGAGAAACUGGACCUAAAUGGUAACUGUCUGGGAGAAGAUGGCUGCAAAGCUCUGAAAGACGCCCUGGAAGGCAUCAACAAGGCCGAGCUUCUAGGAUCACUCAGUGACGAUGAAGGUGAACCAGAAGACGAUGACGAGGACGACGAUGAGGAAGAGGAUGACGAUGAUGAGGAGGUGGAUGAGGAGGAGGUAGAGGAGGAAGAGGAAGAAGAGGAGGAAGAGGAAAGCAGCAACAAGUUGUCCACUCCUGUAUCAGCACCCCGGCCGCCGGAUGUCUCCUCCUUCCUCAGCUUUCCAUCUCCAGACAAACUGCUCAAACUGGGGGCCAAGAGAGCGUUGCUGAUCGAGCAGCAGGUGGAUGUGACAGAUGCUGCAAAAACAGCUGAAGCCUUCCUCAAGAUUGCAUCAGUGUACAAGGAGGAGAAUAAUGAUGUUAAGAAUGCAGUGUUGGACAGUAUCGAUGCUCUUCUGAAGAAAGCUUUUUCCACUCCUUCUUUCCAAGGCUACAGCUUUGUAUCAUCUUUGUUAGUGCUGCUCGGACUUCUUAAGAGUGAGGACAAGGUGAAGCCUGUGCUCGUGGUUCCCGGCCACCUCCAGGCCUUGGAGCACGUCGUACGACAGGACUACUUCCCCAAAGAGAGCGUGGCUGUGCUGGAGGCCUUCAUGUCCCGAAACAACAAGGCCCUGGACUCAUGUUAUAAUGCCAGAAACAACCUCCAGUCAACACUGCAGAGAGUCAGGUCUGAGAGCUGAGGACUGUGGAUACACACACACACAUACAUACAGACUGAAUCUUGACUGAUGGACCUUUUGGAAAACAGCACACAUGGGCCCUCAUUUGAAGCAAAUGGAGCAGAGCAGCACUUGAAAAGAACAGAACACACAGUCAGGUGCACCUCGCUGCAUCACCGCUGACUUCUUCACAAGUUCAGCGACACACCUUAUUCUGGACUCUGGAUGGAUUUGAAUGCUUUGUUUUGAAGUAGAUUAUGCUCUUAUGGUGUGGACUAACUGAGUAGCUUCAUGUACACUCGUAUAACUACAGGACAGCACUGACGACUUUGUUCCUCACCUUCGUCGUAAGGAACGCCUUCAUUCCCCACAUAAUCUAAAAUGUGUGUGUUGUCUGUGACUGAAGCACAGAUUACACUCUGAUGCACAUUAGAUCAAAUCAUGUCAGUGUUUCCUCUGAUCAGGACUGAUUUGGGCUCGAUGCAUCAGCUAUUGUACAUUUUCUAUUUCAUAUUUACCUUUUACUAUUCAGCUGUUUUAUAUUAAAUGUUUAUUAAAUUCAUGAAUAUGGUCAAAUAUGUUAUUAAAAUAUCUAUUGACUGGUAAAUAUUAUGAAAUUAGGACUGUAAAGUACAGUAGAACAGUUAAAAGGGAUGAAAUGUAUUUUCUGCUGUUAACGAGACACAAACCGCAGGUUUUUUGGGUUUGCGUUGCAAAAAUAAAGAUAAUUUGAGUGUUGGA
Thunnus maccoyii (southern bluefin tuna) is the source of this 2604-nucleotide messenger RNA. It is a transcript of the gene rangap1a, whose product is annotated as RAN GTPase activating protein 1a. Gene Ontology annotation, molecular function: small GTPase binding; GTPase activator activity. Lineage: Eukaryota; Metazoa; Chordata; Actinopteri; Scombriformes; Scombridae. Gene Ontology annotation, cellular component: cytosol; nucleus; perinuclear region of cytoplasm. The transcript has 16 exons. The coding region runs from base 163 to 1884 and encodes 573 amino acids. Gene Ontology annotation, biological process: activation of GTPase activity; nucleocytoplasmic transport; signal transduction. The record is from RefSeq and is a predicted model, not a curated record.